Messenger RNA from Athalia rosae (coleseed sawfly), 4786 nucleotides. Its product is annotated as putative gustatory receptor 28b. Gene Ontology annotation, biological process: sensory perception of taste. NCBI's taxonomy places the organism in Eukaryota, Metazoa, Arthropoda, Insecta, Hymenoptera, Athaliidae. The transcript is spliced from 7 exons. The coding region runs from base 1859 to 3049 and encodes 396 amino acids. Gene Ontology annotation, cellular component: dendrite; membrane; axon. The record is from RefSeq and is a predicted model, not a curated record.
CAAUGCAGUAACGGAGUUAUACGCAGGUCGUGUAAUUUGAAAGUUAAUUAAUUCUCGCUAAUUCAAAGGGGAGAAAAAAAAAAAACCAAGAGAUGAGAAGUAAGUUUUCUUAUACGUUGUUGCAGCGGUAUGGAAAACUCAUCUUAGAAUCAUAUUCCGUUUUACUUCGCGCCUUGAAAUCAGAAAAUUCAAGUCCAUUUGGGAAUCUCCGCGUCGUGGAAAUCACAUUACCAGCGGCCAAGUCACUCGACAAACGACAUCUAAUUCUAGAUGCAAUAGCGAAAUAGGGCGUAGGCGUAUCUAGGAAUGAAGACAUUAGGUAGAUAAUGUAUACCCGAAAUCGAGUUAACGCGACUUGAUUUACAUUUGAAUCGCAUUUCUCCGUGUAAUUACAUCAAUCGUCGGUUACACGUAUGCUGAUUACUUUCGGAAUUGGAUUCAAUCAUCGAGUUAAUUUUACAAAAUCUGAACGAACGAUGCCUGGGUGUUAAACUUGGCGUGUAAGUGUAUUACUUCGGGGUAGGUCCCGAAAUGGCUAAAUUUUGCGGGAUUCAAUCGAGAGUUUCCGUUUGUUCAGCGCAGUAGAUCGAGCUAUGCAUACCGUUGGAAUUUUCCAUGAGUGACAUAUUUUCUGCAUCUACAUGCAAACUUAAUGUGUCUACAAGCUAGAUAAAUGUUUCGUUCGUACGUUUCGCGUGGACUUUUUUCAAACUGUAUACGGAUAUUAUGAUUUAGAAUAAUUUUCAUAGCGUGGAUAAAUUGUUUACCUCUUCGUUCACGUUGUAUAUGAUGGUGUAAAUUGACACAAGAAUAGCACGGAAUGAAUAUCGUAUGCAGAAGCUAUAAUCCACACAUGCCAUGCUCAUUGUACCUUCAAUUAUCAGCGACAGGUUAUAAUCUUCGUACAGGUACUUACAUGAACAUUGGUAUGUACGUACAUACACACAUACUCACCCGGAAGGUAUACACCGUUUGAAAGACUAGUUUGCCGAAUGGUGACUAUAGAUCCGAAUAGUGCAAAUAUGCCAUGUCUUGGGUAUACCGCAUGCUUAUUCGCACUGCAGACCGAGAAAAUACUAUUUGCACCAAGGGAAAAAUUCGUUUAUUCCCGAAUUUGGAUAGUCAAACUGGCUAUAACUAGAUAUUUUUAAUAGAUUUUCGUUUUUCAGACCAAGAACAAGAAUCUUUCAUAUGAUUUUAUUCCGAUGCAUUUCUGGUACGAUUUCUGAAUCUGCUAGUCAAAUCGAUCUUUUUAAUGUAAUGAGCAAGAUUAUCGUUCAUUCGAAAAAAUUGAAUAUUCCCGUUGCUUUUUCGCUGACGUACGAAUAAAAAAGUGUCGUCACAAAGUUUGAAUGAACAUGACUUUUUCGAGAAGGGCUUUAUUGCGAUAAUUUUUAUUCUCAAUUCAUACGCGUAGCCAUUUUCCGUGUGGUUAACAGAGGAGCAGACCAUAAAUUGUUUUUGAGUUCUCAGGUGCAGUUGGAUUGGUAGAAAGUAAAUUGCUAUUUUCCUUGUCACGAUGAUAUUAGCUGUUAGCUGUACAUGCCGUUUCUAGUAUAAUUAAUUGGUUUGUUUUGAAGAAAACUGAUGCAGGCUAGGUGUUCGUUUUGUAUAAAUAAUAAAUUGAUUUCCGCCAGUGCAGAUAGCCUCGCGCUGGAAAAUACUCGACAUUUUCAAAGUAUGCUUGCUCAGUUGACGGCCCGCACAGCUAAAGGCUUCGCGUUGUAUACCUUCCAGUCAUUCUCUAUCAAUAUCAAAAUUCUACAUUUGUGUCAUAUUGCAUUCAUUAAAAGCCUGUGGAAGGACGUCUCCUAUUUUUGGACAUCCCCCUUGUAAUAUUAUAUUCGCCUUGGAGAUCAUGCACGUUUCGCGGGGUGUUUUUGACGUAAAAUCAACGGUCAGAAAAUUGUCUUCCCGUCUUCGGCCACCUCCGAAAAUUUAUCGUCCGGAAUGGCCGGUGAUGACCGCAGCGCGUCCACUUUUUUACGUACUGCGAUUCUUCGGUUUGGCGCCCUUCACAAUUUCCGACGACCGGAGUUUCGUAUAUAGCAAAUACGGGCGAUUCUAUUCCUUACUGUGCGCCCUGGUACAUACUUAUGUAAUAUAUACUAUAGUCUACAAAUUCACCGUUAUCGAAAGAAAAACGGCCGUACUUGACGUCGUGGAAACUGCAAAGGUGAUCAUCAAUUAUUGCAUAGUGAUUUUCAACUUGGUGGUGGCCGUUUGGAAACAAAGGGAAUUCAUCGGAGUCCUAAACACGUUGAAGAACUUUGAUUCGAGAUUACGUGACCUCGGCCAUCCGCUGAAGAAAAGACCAGUGAGAAUUUGGGUUUGGAGUAUGGGUUUUUUAAACGCUCUGCUUUGGAUCGCCGUAAAUUAUACCGGAAUGGUGGCAUUCGGCGAAACCUGGAUAACAAAUGUAGCGUACAUUUUGAAUUAUCUCGCCACUGUUUUAUCCAUAGUGAAGUUUUCCGGUGUUGUGCUUUUGCUGGGACAACGUUUUCAACACUUGAACGAAGUGGCCCUUCGUAGUAAACAGUCUACCCUAAUGGCUAAGCAGAAUUACGUCGCGGUCGACUUCAAAGUGAUACAGCAAUUACAUAACAUUCUGAUGACCACUGGCGAGAGUUUGGAUCAUCAGUACUCCUCCUCACUUAUGGUGUGGUUGAUAAAUUUGUGCCUCCACAGCGUCAGUUUUCUCUACUUUUUAUUCGACUGGUUGAUAUUGACGCGAUUUUGGACGUCGGCUCGAUGGCCCCUCGUGCAUUGCAUCUUAUGGUGGCUACUCACAUACGUCAUGCAGCUUUUGUUGCUCCAUAUUUCCUGCCACUAUACUUCAAACGAGGCUAACAACCUCGGCUCGAUUAUCAUCAACUGGAAGUCGUUGUCCAGCGUUAGAAACUACAGAAUGGAAUCCUCGUUGCAUCUCAUUAAUCGUAGAUUAAACUUUACUGCGGCGGGUUGUUUUUCCAUUAACUUGCCUCUCUUGAGUUCCAUCGCCUCAAUCCUCACAACGUACCUGGUCCUCAUGUUACAAUUCCAAUCGUAGAAAUUAUUAACCUCUUUUCUAGUAUUUUUUCACUCAUUUUUUGCUCUUCCUUUUCUCUCUACUUUAUCUUCGUCUAUUAGACAGGCCAUCACUUUCAGCAGAUAUUAUUCACCGAGGGUCCUUUUUUUUUUUACGUAGUACACGAGAACCACCCGGCAACUAUAAGUCUGUUUUUGGAGUAAAAAAAGUCGUCGUCUAAGCUACGCGAAGCCGAGGAAUGUGAAAAAAGCGAGGAACAAAACGAAUUCAGGAUCUUCGUUCUAUACCUCGACUGAGGAACUGCGUGGGUACAUAAUUCUACUUUCCCACGGGCUUACUCUAGAGCCCCUUUGCAUGCUUAUCUUGUAUUUCAGAGUGUUUGUAACAAGGUUUAUCGCUCGAAAUUCGAUUACCCUGAGGUGGUUGAAGGUCCCAAAUUUCCCGACUACUGUACGGCAGAAAACCUGGGAAUAGAUGUUUCCGUUUUUUCGUCCUGAUUGUUAACUCUGUUACCCUCACCUGUAAAACAGGAUCAGCAACGAACGUCGGAGCUUUGAUUCGAUCUCGCUAAUUAGAUGAGACCUUCGUACCUGCAAUGUGGAAUACGGUGUAUAGAUAAUAAUAAUAAUGGUAAUCACAAUAAUAAUAAUAAUAAUAAUUAACAGUAACACAAUUUAUCCGAUAAGAAUUUUGGUUUCAAAGGUUCGGAGGAUAAUUAUGAGUAAUUUCACACUCUUCGAGAAUGCAUCGUGUUCUUUUUUGACCAGUAAUUUAAAUUCAAUCGAUCAAAAUUAUGGGGUUUUCAUCAAAUUUGGUGAAAAGUGUCGAAAGAAGUGGUUUGAAUAUAACGAGCGCCGCUGCAGCAUCGUCUCGGGGGAUCUUUCCGGAUUUUUUCUUUUCUUUUUUUUUUUUUUUUCUUCUUUUGAGAAGAUGAUUGAUAAUAUUUCAGUAGGCAUCCCGUUCCUCGUAUCGUUCACCCAAUAUUUCUUCCCAUAUCUUAUCCCAAGCUUUUCUACUCGUUCCACGAACGAAUAUCGGUUUUUGAAUUUUUAGUUAUUUAGGAUUUGCGCAGAAAAAAAAAAAAACAAAUUGAAAAUAAGUACGUAAAGCGGAUCGCCUAAAGUACAGUUUAAUUCAGGGGUUUCUAAUUCGCAAUAAAUUCAGUGCGUCGCUUUUUACACGGUUUCGAUGCGAUACGAAGCUCGGAUUACGCGCAAACGAAAUUCCUCGACUCUAAGAGGCAGAAAAAAAAAGAGAGAACAAAUAAAUAGAAUAGAAAAUACGUGUAUCAGGUUAUGAGAUUUCCUAUGUGAACGAGGGAACGUUGUAAUUUGAUUGAAUUUGGACCUGAAAGCGCAAAAUUUUCGAAAAAGCAGUCAUCACUUUCUCAAAGACGAUCUACACAUCGUGCGGGAGACCGAUGACGAAAUAAAUUAUCAACGAAGCUCGUAACGUGUUAUACGAUCAACUUAAAGCGAGUAAAUUUAUUCGGUAUAUUAUACCAUAUCCUCUUUCGAACAUCUUUUCGAUUUCGUGCGGGUAAAUAGCAACCCCUAAACUAAUUUUGAUACGUUCGAGAGUUAGAUCGCCCGGAUUUUUUGCCAUCUCCGUUUAUAUCUGUCAAAUUUAUUUGUAUACCAAUGUAUUGGUAGGUACGUGGUAAUGUUAUCCCAUGGCAUAAUACGAAUUGAUUCGAUGUCACGACGAAGACUCAAAAUCUGAGCUCAAGUUCAUUAAUCACGGCUCAAUUGUAUAGUC